UGAGGAUGAGGGUGGUCAAGAUCCUAAAAAAUUUGUGCUCAAACUCUCCAACUAAAUUCUUCAUAAAUUUCUCAAAGAAAAAGUCAGCAUACAAACACAAAUAUAAAUUAAAACUUAAAACUCUCCCAUCACCAAAACAAAACUUAAAUAAAACUCUCAAAUCAGUUUUUGUUUACAUUAGACGGUGCGUUUGGUAUGUCGAAGUUCGACCCCUUCGCGCACCUAAACAUCAAGCUCAACGAGGACGGCACAUUGUCUCGACUCGCCAAAUUCCCAAACAAAGACGCCAACCCCGAACCCGCACCAGGUGACCCAAUUGCCACCAAAGACUGCACCAUAAACAACACAUUCCUCCGCAUCUUUAUACCUACUGUCGUCCUCCGCUCUAAUUCCACCACCACCACACGCCUCCCAAUCGUUUUCUACUUACAUGGAUCUUCUUGGAUUCUCUUCGACGCCGCCAAUGUCGCAGCCUAUGUGACGUGUACCCGCCACGCCUGUGAAAUUCCUGCAAUAAUCAUUGUCCCGAAUUGUCGCCUUGCGCCAGAGCAUAGGAUCCCGACGCAGUACGAUGACGCGGUGGAGGCGGUUCUGUGGGUGAAACAACAGGCAUUGGAUCCCAAUGGAGAGAGAUGGUUGAAAGAGUAUGGAGAUUUUUCUAGAUGUUACCUUCACGGAUCUGGCAGUGGAGGGAACAUUGUGUUUAACGUCGCGUUGAGGGUUAAUGACAUGGAUUUGAAGCCGUUGAAGAUUGUUGGCCUUAUAAUGAACCAACCAUUGUUUGGCGGGAAACAGAGGACGAAAUCGGAGUUGAAAUUCGCGACGGAUCAGAUGAUGCCGUUGCCGGUGCUGGACUUGAUUUGGGAGUUGGCGUUGCCGAAAGGAGCGGAUCGGGACAGUCCAUAUUGUAAUCCUACGGUGGAUGGGCCGCACAAGAGUAAGCUCAGGUUGUUACAGAGGUGUUUGGUGAUUGGAUUUAGUAAGGACCCGUUGAUCGAUCGGCAGCAGAGUUUUGUGGAAAUGUUGAUGAUGAGUGGAGUGAAAGUGGAUGCUCAAUUCGAUGAUAUGGGGUUUCAUAGGAUUGAACUUGUGGACAAACGAUGGGCUGCUGCUCUAUUACAAAUGGUGAAAGAAUUUAUUCUUAAUUAAAUCCGUCACUACUUUUGAUUUUGUUUCUUGUUUGGAGUUGGGUGAUGAAUAAAAUAUUGUAAACACGUAGCAAUAGCUCAAGUCAUUAUAUCUCUAAGUUUAAGGCGGAUGUUGGGAGUUCGAAUCAGUUAUGAGUAUUUUCAUUGUUCUAUGGACAUGCUCAUACACCACUCGGUCAAAAAAAAGAAUAAAAUUAUUGGUCUAUGCAUAACU
Molecule: messenger RNA, 1362 nt
Organism: Tripterygium wilfordii
Lineage: Eukaryota; Viridiplantae; Streptophyta; Magnoliopsida; Celastrales; Celastraceae
Product: probable carboxylesterase 9
Exons: 1
Coding region: 196-1149 (317 amino acids)
Molecular function (GO): hydrolase activity
Source: RefSeq, a predicted model, not a curated record